AUGUUCUCGCAGAUCAAAGGCAGGGGCCUCACUAGGGGCAUUACCAUUGCCUGUGGUGCUGGUUUCUUCCUGUUUGGUUAUGAUCAGGGCGUCUUUGGUGGAAUUCUCACCAACCAAAACUUCCUCGACACCUUCAAUAACCCCGAUGCCACCAUCCAGGGCCAGAUCACGUCGACCUACUACCUGGGUGCCAUCUUCGGCGCCAUCCUGUCACGCUUCAUAGGUGACAGGAUUGGUCGUCGCAAGGCUAUCAUGCUAGGGUGCACAUUUCUCACCGUUGGCGGCCUGCUGCAGGCCACCGCCAGCACGCUCGUACACAUGAUCAUUGGUCGUAUUGUCGGUGGCUUUGGCACCGGACUCAACACCACGGCCAUCCCCAUGUGGCAGGUUGAAACGUGUAAACAGCACCAUCGCGGCCGUCUCGUCAUCAUGGAACUGGUGCUCAACAUCUUCGGUAUCGCCGUGACUAGCUGGAUGAACUACGGCUUCACCUGGCUGCCUCACGACUCUGUCUCGUGGCGAUUCCCGCUGGCCUUUCAGUCGUUCUGGUCUAUCGUGACUUUCAUCUUCACCAUCAUCAUGCCCGAAUCCCCGCGUUGGCUUGUCUCGCGUGGCCGCCAGGAGGAGGCCAAACUCAUUCUCGCCCGACUGAUGAGCCUGGACGUAGACGACCCGGAAGUCACCAAAGUGCUGCGCAUCCUCACCCUCACCGUGACCCAUGAGGUCGAAAAUGAAACCGCGGCGCUGUCGAGCAUCCUGCAAAACGGCCGUGGCCAGAACCUGCGCCGUAUCCUGCUGGGCGCGGGCCUCGCGCUGAUGCAGCAGGCCUGCGGCGUCAACAUCAUCGCCAAUUACCUGCCCGUCGUGCUCACCAAGUCUGUCGGACUGUCCGAUCGCCUCGCCCUCGUCCUGUCGGCCGUGUACAGCCACGCACUCACCAUCUGGGCAACGACGUCGAUGCUGGCGAUCGACUCGCUCGGCCGCAAGCCACUACUGCUGGCGGGCGCCAUGGGCCAGGGCAUUGCCUUUUUCAUGAUCGCCGUCGGCGUGCGCAUCGGGAGCUACAACAUGUCCAUCUUCACGGUGGUGUUCAUCUUCGUGUACAACUUCUUCUUUGGCACCUCGUUCCUCUCGAUCCCCUGGCUGUAUCCGGCCGAGAUCAACUCGCAGUCGAUGCGCAACGUAGGCACGUCCAUCUCGACAGCAACCAACUGGGUCUUUGUGUAUGUGAUUGUGCUGGUGACGCCGCUGGGCAUUGAAAAGCUGGGCUGGCGGUUUUACCUCAUGUUUGGCUUCUUCAACCUCGCGUUUGUGCCCUUUUUGUGGCUGUUCUAUGUCGAGACGGCGCGGCUGUCGCUCGAGCAGAUUGACCGGCUGUUUGAGGUGUUUUCGAUUGCGCAAGACCAGGACAACCAGAGCAUCUCGCUGGCGCAGGCGAGAAAGCAGGUCUUGCUGGAGGCGGAGGUUGUCGGCAACGCCAACGGGAAGGGGCUGGCCGCGCAGACACUGGCCACCAAGACCGACACUAUUCAGCUGGAGGAGAUGUAA
Talaromyces rugulosus is the source of this 1548-nucleotide messenger RNA. RefSeq lists its product as uncharacterized. The record is from RefSeq and is a predicted model, not a curated record. Gene Ontology annotation, cellular component: membrane. Gene Ontology annotation, biological process: transmembrane transport; carbohydrate transport. The transcript has a single exon. Gene Ontology annotation, molecular function: carbohydrate:proton symporter activity. The coding region runs from base 1 to 1548 and encodes 515 amino acids. Lineage: Eukaryota; Fungi; Ascomycota; Eurotiomycetes; Eurotiales; Trichocomaceae.